GCAUGCGCCAGCUCGACCCGCUGCGCCAGGCGCUGUAUUGCGCAUGCGUGCCGGGCACGGUGGCCGAGAGACGGGGGAGUCGCGCGUCUCGCCGGCGCCUUUUCGGGCGGGCUGCGCGCAUGCGCGGGGGGAGGGGGAGCGCCUCUGGGCUGGCGGCGCAUGCGCAGGGAGCGGGGCGAGGAGCCGGCAGCCCGUGCCGGAGGGAGCCCACACGUCGCGGCUGCGGCUGCGGCUGAGUGCAGGCCUCGCCGCCGCGGGGCCCGAGCAGCGUGUCCGCCGGGGCCGGGCGGCCGCCCAGGAGCGCGCAGAGCCCGCCGCGAGGCCGCCCCGGGGUGCGCAGGGCCGGGGCCGAGGGGAAGCGGAGGGCGCGGCGGCGGCGCCGGGAGCCGCCGCGAUGAAGCUGGUGCGGAAGGACCUGGAGAAGGAUAACGCGGGGCAGGUGACGCUGAUCCCCGAGGAGCCCGAGGACAUGUGGCACACCUACAACCUGCUGCAGGUGGGCGACAGCCUGCGGGCCUCCACCAUCCGCAAGGUGCAGACCGAGUCGGCCACGGGCAGUGUGGGCAGCAACCGCAUCCGCACCACCCUCACCCUCUGCGUGGAGGCAAUCGACUUCGACUCGCAGGCCUGCCAGCUGCGGGUCAAGGGCACCAACAUCCAGGAGAACGAGUAUGUCAAGAUGGGGGCCUACCACACCAUCGAGCUGGAGCCCAACCGGCAGUUCACCCUGGCCAAGAAGCAGUGGGACAGCGUGGUGCUGGAGCGCAUCGAGCAGGCCUGCGACCCGGCCUGGAGUGCCGAUGUGGCGGCCGUGGUCAUGCAGGAGGGGCUGGCUCACGUCUGCCUCGUCACCCCCAGCAUGACCCUCACGCGCGCCAAGGUGGAGGUGAACAUCCCUCGCAAGCGGAAAGGGAACUGCUCUCAGCACGACCGGGCCCUGGAGAGAUUUUACGAGCAGGUGGUGCAGGCUAUCCAGCGGCAUAUCAACUUCGAGGUGGUGAAGUGUGUGCUGGUGGCCAGCCCAGGCUUCGUGCGGGAGCAGUUUUGUGACUACAUGUUUCAGCAGGCAGUCAAGACCGACAACAAGCUCCUGCUGGAGAACAGGUCCAAGUUCCUGCAGGUCCACUCUUCCUCGGGACAUAAAUACGCAUUGAAGGAAGCCCUUUGUGACCCAGCUGUAACUAGCCGUCUCUCUGACACUAAGGCAGCGGGUGAGGUCAAAGCCUUAGAUGACUUCUAUAAAAUGCUGCAGCAUGAGCCAGACCGGGCUUUUUAUGGUCUAAAACAUGUGGAGAAGGCCAAUGAAGCCAUGGCCAUUGACACCUUGCUGAUCAGUGAUGAGCUCUUCCGGCACCAGGAUGUGGCUACACGUGCUCGAUAUGUUAAAUUGGUAGAUAGCGUACGGGAGAACAUGGGCACAGUGCGCAUCUUCUCCAGCCUUCAUGUAUCUGGGGAGCAGCUUGGGCAGUUGACAGGGGUGGCAGCUAUCCUGCGCUUUCCUGUUGCCGAGCUCUCUGACCAGGAAGAUGGAUCUAGCUCUGAAGAAGAUUGAUAAUGGUGACUUCAUUCCACCUUCUCUUUUCUCAGUUCACAUUGAAAAGACAACAAAGGCCUUCCCUUCCUAAAGACUAUGUGCAGAUGUGCCAUGACAUGUAAUUUAAGUUUUUGAUGGCAUUUCUUACAGUAUAAAGCUCUGCUUAGCACUCGGAUGGAUAUCUGUUCUAUGACAAAUUAUGGAUACACUGUGGAUUGGAGCUGAUUGUUUUUGCAAGUUACACCCUGGACUUUCAGCAGUACAAGAAACUGAUUUCACUCCCAAAAGCUGUUUUUCUUGCAUAUUCAUGCAGAUUGGCAGCUUAAUGUUUUGGAAUGUGUAUGAAAAGAUAAUAAAUUAAGAGGGAGAAACAUGUCGGACUGUCUUUAUUUCUGUUUUUAAGUGCUUGAAAGCAGUAUUAAUAAUACAAUAAAUCUUAAAAAUUUCCUCAGGCAAGACCUUUCCAAACUAAGCUUAAUCUUCUUAGGUACUCACUGUUCACAUCUUAGGAAGAAGGGUAGAGGAAUGGGAUGAAUGUCAUCUGUCAGGGACUUUCUUCGGUGCAUGUGUGUACUUGUACACUUGCAUACUUUUGGAGAUAUUUGAGGCAACUUAAAAGGUCUAGUUUCUGAAAGAUUAUUUCCUCCCUAAUGUAAUAGCAGAUGCAGGACAUAUUGUGGAGCCCAGUAAGUUCAUUUGAGGUAUCUCUUAAAUGAUGAUUUCUUGGAAGAUUGUUCUGAGGGCUAGCAAGAGGUACACUGUGUUUUGCAAUUGACUGUUUUCUAAUGAAUUGGCACUGGGAUUAUUUCAUGCCCAGUUCUGCAGAACGUUAUCAAUAUAAUUACGGCUUACAGAAACAGAUCUCUGUUUUUGUUAGGAAUCUUUCGACUAUUAAUAGUUCUGAUAAUUUCAUAAUCUGUUAUUUCACAAUCUGUUAUUUCGCUACCAAUGUACCCAUCUAAAAACAUUUAUUUCCAAUUUAUAGCUUGUAUAUAUAAAUUACAUUUUUAUAAACAAACUUCAGCCUAAGAUACUGAUAACUGUAAAAAUAAGUGUUGCUUUUCCAGUUGUUUACUAUAACAAAAGUACUCCCAGAACUAUGAUGAGUUGUUUCCAGUGAACAUUAUAUCUUAGGUCGAGGAAACGCCAAGUUAAUUUAAACCCCGGGUUGAUGGUGUAGGCAAUGUGUGUAAAUAAGCUUUAUUUAUUUAUUUAAAUGGGAGGAGAUGUGAGCGACUUGCCAAAACUGAAAAUCAAAUUUAAGAAAACCUACCAAAGACUUGUGAAAUACGGACAGGGAUAUAAUGAUGGAAGAGUAAAAAUUAAAACAAAAAAAAAUAAAAGUUUCAAAACAUUCAGUCUAGGCAGAUUAACUUCAGAAAAAUAUUUUUAAAGGUACUCUAAUGCUGAUGUAUGCCAGCUCUGUGAAUCUGAUAAUAUAGUCUGAUAAUAUAAUGAUAAUAUAAUAGUCCAAGAUGGGGAAGUCUUUUUGAAUUAAAAGCCCUCUUCCAUCCUGUCUUCCACAUAAUGUUAAUGAAGUACAGCUCUAAUUCGUGUUCUCUUCAUGCGCUCUUUAGGCUAUGUGGAUGUUGAUUCUCCUGUCAGUGAAGACAAGUCCUAUAUCAGUUCUUUCAGAGUACACAACUAUGUUGUUUGAGCCUUAGUUUUGUCUUGAGUGGUGUUGAAUGCCCUCCAUCCCACAAUCCUUAGCUAGGUUUCUUUCAACUGUUAGAACCAGUUAAUUUAAAAAUGAUGUUUGUUCUUAUAAAAGUCUGCCUAAGAUGCCUAAACACUUGGCCAACUAGCAAGCACCUGGAUUCCUGCUAUACACUAAGUUAAAUGUAAAGAAUGUAUUCAACACUUGGAAGAAUCAGACCUUCAAUAAGUAUUAUUUAACAAAUGAAUACUUGCAUUAAACAGUCUCAUACUGUCUAAAUAAUGAGUUAUUAAUUUCUCUUUUUAAGAUAAACUACUAUAUUAACGUUUCUGUGCUUAUAAGUAUUGGCAGUUUGUUGCCACUGUAAGCUAAAGCUGCCUAAGCUUAAAAUUGUAUUACAGUGGGAAAUUCUUAAUUUAAUUCCCAGCAAACUAAAAGAGGUAUAAAACACUUUAACUUACUUGGAAUAAAACUAUUCCUAGACUGUAGCAUGGUUUGCUCUUCUUUUGGACCAACUUGAGCCAAGUUACUCCAUUUAGAAAAGAAACGUUGGAAGUUUUGCUGCAGAUUGUAGGAAGGUUACAGUGGCAAUUGUGCAAGUCUUUAUUUGUGUCUUGUCUUAGUGUUUCACUAAGAAAAAAUACAACCACUUUGUUGUCUGAUCUUUAUCUUAAGGUAAAACGGCAAGCAUUUGGUAAGAAAAUGUGUUCAUAGCGAUUCUUUGAAAUAUUUAGAUUCAGAGUUAAAACUCUGCACCAACUAUAUAACUUAUGAAUUGUGUCUUUUCCUUUUUUAGAUACUGUUACCAUAGCAUUAAGUCUCUGAAAGAAAUUUAUGUAGUUGCCCAAAGUAUGGAAGGGUGGGCUUUUUAUUUUAAGCACUUUUGUAGUAGAAUAGAUACACAAUCGUUAUGUAGACAAAUGCAUCCUGUUUCAGGAAACAGCUUAAGGGCUUGGUUUUGAAAGUAGGCUAUGCUCAAUAGUGCAGAUGCUUUACCUGGCAAAAUUCCAGGGAUGUUAGUAUCUUUUAUAUUUAAGGGAAUUUUGAUUGGUUUGUAAAGUCCAUAUUGGCAAAGAUACUUGCUUAACAAAGACCUUAACUUCUGUUUGCAAUAGCACUUAAAAAGAUGCAUGUUAUCUGCAGUUUAAAUCGGUAAGUGCUAUAGGCGUGGGAAAAUAUUUUUCUUGUCCUUUCUUUGGAAAUAGACAUACCAAAUAAUAAACUAAAAUCUGUCCAUAAAAUGGAAAUUGUUCUCUUAAACCUAAAGUGCUUAGUAAUUUCAAACAAUAUCCUAUUUUUUACUUCUGAUUGAUUCUGAUGUAAUUCUGUGAAUUAAUAACAUGGUUUAUCUUCCUUUUUUUUUCCUUUUUCAAAAUAAAUGGUUACAUGUUGUAA
This is a messenger RNA of Dromaius novaehollandiae (emu), 4586 nucleotides long. RefSeq names its product protein pelota homolog. Gene Ontology annotation, biological process: nonfunctional rRNA decay; ribosome disassembly; nuclear-transcribed mRNA catabolic process, non-stop decay. Bases 44 to 1552 code for a protein of 502 amino acids. The transcript has 2 exons. Lineage: Eukaryota; Metazoa; Chordata; Aves; Casuariiformes; Dromaiidae. Gene Ontology annotation, cellular component: cytoplasm. The record is from RefSeq and is a predicted model, not a curated record.